AGUUCUGCCCCAGCAGUCGUCGGAGCAACAACUAAAAACAACUAAACCCAAAAGCAACUACACGGAACAACAGUACAGCAGCAGAGAACACCACCAAAAACACUGUGAAAAUACAAGAAACACACGAUUAUUGUAUUGUCUGUCAAGUGAACGCCAAAGAGUCGAGUGCUGGACGAAAUAGAGUGAGACUUUUGAUAGUUUCUCGCUAGUUUUUUCAAGGGCACCUCAACAAACACACUGCUGCUGCUGCUGAAAACUGAACUGAAACCAUAAUAAAAUAUUUCAUACACAUCGAAAGCAAGUUGCCGCAGUUCAGCGAGAGUUUAGUGUCCAAAGUCCACCGCCAAGAAGCGGCGUAUUUGACCGCCUUCCAAUAAAAAUGGCCCCCAUAUAAAACUCUACCGGGAACACACUAAAACAGCAGCAGCAACACAUUCUUAGGUGCGAUUGCGAUUAGACAAGAAGAUUAGAACAAGGCCAACCACAAAGAAAGGGGAGGAGAACGAGGAAUUGCCAAAUCAGUCUAAUCACCCAAAAGGAACGGAAAGGAAACUAAAUCAGAUCAAAGAUGAACAGCCUGGCGCGCGUCUUUAGCAACUUCCGGGACUUCUAUAGCGAGAUCAAUGCAGCCACCUUGACGGGGGCCAUCGAUGUGAUCGUGGUGGAGCAGAAGGACGGGGAGUUCCAGUGCUCGCCCUUCCAUGUGCGCUUCGGCAAGAUGGGUGUGCUGCGAAGUCGCGAGAAGGUGGUGGAUAUCGAAAUCAAUGGCGCCCCCGUGGACAUUCAGAUGAAGUUGGGCGACGCCGGCGAGGCCUUCUUUGUGGAGGAAUGCCUCGAGGAUGACGACGAUGAGCUGCCAGCGAAUCUGGCCACAUCGCCCAUACCCUUGAGCUUCAUGAAUCUGCGGGAGCACGGCAACGAAACCAUGGAGGACAUCAGCGGUGUGACAGCCGACAAAAACGCUAGCGAGGAGCUGCAGAUUCCCUUGCCGCUGCCGCGACGCAACUCCAUCGACUUCUCCAAGGAGGAGCCCAAGGAAGCGGCCGCAGAUGGCAAUCAUUUCGAGAAUCAGGCCUCGGACUACACGAAGCGCAGGCACACGGACAAUACACUGGAGAGGCGCAAUCUGAGUGAGAAGCUCAAGGAGUUCACCACACAGAAGAUACGUCAGGAGUGGGCGGAGCACGAGGAGCUCUUCCAGGAGAAGAGCGAGAAAAAGCCAGCAGAAGCAGAGCUGGAAAAAGAUAGGCAGCCCGAGGCGGGGGAGGAAGUGGAGAAGGAGAAGGAAAAGGAAAAGGAGCAGCCCAAAGCCGAUAUUACCGUGUCUUCGGUGGCGGCCAGCGAGGUCGCCAAAGAUGUGUCCAAGAGCAAGACCAAGAAGCGUCGCAAGAAGACGCAGAUGAAGAAGAAUGCACAGCGGAAAAACUCCUCGAGCAGUUCUGUGGGUAGCGCUGCCGGCGGCGACGUCACCACCACCAAGGAGGGCGUGGCGACAGUGGACAACAUUGAUGAGGGCGAUGCCACCGCCCCCGCCACCGCCGUGGCGAUCAUCGCCGCCAACAACUCGGCCAACUCCUCAUCCAACGACGAGCCUCCCUCAGCCUCACUGCUCACGGCCCACACCGGGAUCGACAGCGCGAAGGGCGAGGAGCCCAAGGCAAUCGCAAACCCAACGGCGAAGCAGCGUCUAGACCUGGAAAUGUACUUCUUCAGCGAUACAGAGAUCACUGGGCCAUCGGGCGGCGCUACCAACCGUCCCCCCAGCCCCUUUCAGAGCGAUAGCGAACUGGAGACAACGAUACGGGCACGGGAUCAGCGCCAAUUCGACCAGACCGCUACCAAUUGGAAUUGGGGCGAACUGCCCGACCAGGCCAAAAGGGAUUCGAUCAAUGAAGCCGAUGCACAGCAGGUUGACCGACAAUCGAUGCUCAGCAACGUGUUUAGCUUCAUGAAGAAGGCCAAUCGGCUGCGCAAAGAGGUCGGCAACGAGGCGGGAGACAUAUAUCUAUCCGACUUGAAUGAAUCCAUGGAUCCGGAGAUGGCGGCCCUCUAUUUUCCCAGUUCCAAGUUGAAGGUGGCCUCGACAGCCACGAUCCUGGAGGAAGAUCGGGAGAGCGGCAACGGCACCAGCCUGCCACACUCGCCCAGCUCCCUGGAGGAGGGUCAGAAGAGUAUGGACUCGGACUUUGAUGAAAACAAACAGCAGCGUGACAAAAAAUAUUUGGACUUUGUGGCCAUGUCCAUGACUGGCAUGCCAGAGCACGGAGGCCCCCCCUCGGAGGAGGACUUUGACCGGCAUCUGGUCAGCUACCCGGACGUAUGCGCAAACCCCAGUCUGUUCUCAUCGCCAAACCUAGUCGUACGUUUAAAUGGCAAAUACUACCCCUGGACGGCAGCAUGCCCCAUUGUAAUGACAAUGAUUGCCUUCCAGAAGCCACUAACCGAAGAUGCCAUUGAACAGCUCAUGUCGCAAACUGGCGAGGGCGGUAAGCCGGAAAUGCCUGAAAUGCCCGAAGCUGCCCAGGCCGGGCCUGCGGGUCAAACAAAGCGCUACUGGUGGAGCUGGAGGCGCCCACAGGAUGUGGCGCCUAACCGUGUCAGCCACGACUUAGCCCCCAGCAAAGACGAGAAAGAUGGUGAUAAUGCUGCAGCUGUGGCCACGCAAACAUCACGACCACUCUCCCCCACGGACAAUAGCGAGCCGACGCCGAGCAAGAGCGACUCUCUGGCAGAGAAUGCAGAGAACACCUCGGCGCUGGUCGACAACCUCGAGGAGCUGACUAGCGCGACAAACAAGAGCGAUGAACCUAAGGAGCGCUACAAGAAAUCCCUGCGCCUUAGCUCGGCAGCCAUUAAAAAACUAAACCUUAAAGAGGGCACAAACGAGAUCGAGUUCAGCGUGACGACUGCAUACCAGGGAACGUCGCGCUGCAAGUGCUACUUGUACCGCUGGAAGCACAACGACAAGGUGGUGAUCUCGGACAUUGAUGGGACCAUUACCAGGUCCGAUGUGCUGGGCCACAUAUUGCCGAUGGUCGGCAAGGACUGGGCCCAACUGGGAGUGGCACAGUUGUUCUCGAAGAUCGAGCAGAACGGCUAUAAGCUGCUCUACCUGUCGGCCCGUGCCAUCGGCCAGUCCCGACUGACACGCGAGUAUCUGCGCUCGAUCAGGCAGGGUAAUGUGAAGCUGCCCGAUGGGCCGCUGUUGCUGAAUCCCACCUCCCUGAUAUCGGCAUUCCAUCGCGAGGUUAUCGAGAAGAAGCCGGAGCAGUUUAAGAUCGCUUGCCUGUCGGACAUUCGGGAUCUCUUCCCCGAAAAGGAGCCCUUCUACGCCGGCUACGGCAACCGGAUCAAUGAUGUCUGGGCCUAUCGGGCUGUGGGCAUUCCUAUAAUGCGCAUCUUCACCAUCAACACCAAGGGCGAGCUGAAGCACGAACUGACCCAAACAUUCCAAUCCUCUGGCUACAUCAAUCAGUCGCUAGAAGUCGACGAGUACUUUCCCCUGCUCACCCACAAUGAUGAGUACGAGUACCGCACGGAUGUGUUCGACGACGACGAGUUGGAGGACGAACUACAGUUUAGCGAUGACUACGAUGUGGAUGCAGAGCCCGAUCUGAGUGACGAUGACGACGAUGAUGAUUACGAUGAUGAUUUUGCCGAGCAGUUGGCAGAUGACAUCAUCAUUAUGCGAAGCCGCCGAGUGUCGACCAAGAACGAAGUGGCCUUGCUGCCCUCACACGGCAACCUUACGUGGCUGGAUUCCUAGACCAUGUAACCAUAACCAGAACCCUGCCCUAGUCCUUCUUAGAAGGUUGUGGGCAGCUGGAAUGAAAUGAUGAUGAAUGAAUUGUGAUAAGAGUUUUCUGAGAGAGCUAUUAGGAGUGUCCGUGUCCCAUGUUUGUUGUGUAGUAGUGCCGGGGGCGAAGCCCUCGGGCCAGUCGUAAGUUUUGAAAGUAUUUUGCUCAGCAGCAGCAGGCCUAAAUGUUUAGCUUUAAGGAAGAAGAGCGGAACGAAAAGUACCUUUUGGAUAUAGUCCUAUCCUACUAUAUCUAUAGCCAUAUACCCAAUAAACGAUAUCAAUAUGUUCGCUGUGAUGGAAA
Molecule: messenger RNA, 4100 nt
Organism: Drosophila miranda
Lineage: Eukaryota; Metazoa; Arthropoda; Insecta; Diptera; Drosophilidae
Gene: Lpin
Product: phosphatidate phosphatase LPIN3
Exons: 12
Coding region: 569-3766 (1065 amino acids)
Biological process (GO): fatty acid catabolic process; positive regulation of transcription by RNA polymerase II; triglyceride biosynthetic process
Cellular component (GO): nucleus
Molecular function (GO): transcription coactivator activity; phosphatidate phosphatase activity
Source: RefSeq, a predicted model, not a curated record